GUGUGUUUGUUUACUUCCACGAUGGCGUUCGGGAUCUACAGUCUGCUGGAGGCCAUCGUCCUCUGUGUUAAUGCUGUUUGUAUCCUAAACGAGGAAAGAUUCUUAUCAAAAUUGCCCGGAUGGGGCGGUUCACACGUGCAUGGCUUUGGUGAAGAGCCUGGCGUCAAGACACAGAUCUUCCACUUUAUUCGUUCCAUCAAGACAGUUAUGAAAUAUCCUCUCAUUCCUGUUAAUAUUGCCAUAAUUAUUUUUAAGCUCAUCUUCGGUUGAUGAGCCUAAACCAAUUCCUCCAUUUGCAUAUUGCAAGUGCUUGAACAAGGACCCACAGUUUACAAAAGAAGAAUGUUUCACUAUCUGUGAUGCUCAGGAAACUGUAUUUUGGAUGACUGUAUUGUUUUUGUAAUAAAGAUAAUUUUUUA
Procambarus clarkii (red swamp crayfish) is the source of this 419-nucleotide messenger RNA. RefSeq names its product immediate early response 3-interacting protein 1. Lineage: Eukaryota; Metazoa; Arthropoda; Malacostraca; Decapoda; Cambaridae. Gene Ontology annotation, biological process: endoplasmic reticulum to Golgi vesicle-mediated transport. The record is from RefSeq and is a predicted model, not a curated record. Gene Ontology annotation, cellular component: COPII-coated ER to Golgi transport vesicle; Golgi membrane; endoplasmic reticulum membrane.